This is a messenger RNA of Sciurus carolinensis (gray squirrel), 4243 nucleotides long. RefSeq names its product CD14 molecule (gene Cd14). Gene Ontology annotation, cellular component: membrane raft; lipopolysaccharide receptor complex; external side of plasma membrane. The coding region runs from base 155 to 1279 and encodes 374 amino acids. The transcript is spliced from 2 exons. The record is from RefSeq and is a predicted model, not a curated record. Gene Ontology annotation, biological process: toll-like receptor 4 signaling pathway; inflammatory response; lipopolysaccharide-mediated signaling pathway. NCBI's taxonomy places the organism in Eukaryota, Metazoa, Chordata, Mammalia, Rodentia, Sciuridae. Gene Ontology annotation, molecular function: lipopolysaccharide binding.
GUGACAUCACAGGAUUGCCCAAACUCUUGGGACUGCCAAGCAGAAAAGACAAGAGCAUGAGAUUCUAAUCCGGAGAGUGCUGUUGUACAGAAAGGCAGCCAAAGCCAUUACCAGAGCCCACUCGGGUCAUAGAGGCUUUCAGGACUUAACAACUAUGGACGGCUUGCCCUGGUGGUUGCUCUUGCUACUGCCGCUGCUGGAUAUCUCUGCAGCCACGACAGAGCCCUGCGAGUUGGACGGUGACGAUAUCCACUGCGCCUGCAACUUUUCGGAUCCGCAACCCGACUGGUCCAGCGCCUUCCAGUGUGUAAGUGCGGUCAAUGUGGAGAUCCGUGGCGGCGGCCGCAACCUGGAACAUUUUCUGAAGCGUGUGGACAUCGACGCAGACCCGCGGCAGUACAUUGACAUGGUCAAGGCUCUACGUUUGCGGCGACUCACGAUUGGAGCUGCUCGGGUUCCUGCCGUACUGCUGUUCGGCUCCCUGCGUGUGCUAGGGUAUUCCCGCCUCAAGGAACUAACACUAGAGGAUCUAGAAGUAACAGGCACCACGCCGCCGCUUCCUGGAGGAGGCCCAGUGCUAGGGCUUUCCGCCUUGCGCCUUCGCAAUGUGUCAUGGACAACAGGAGGUGCCUGGCUCGUAGAACUGCAGCGCUGGCUCAAGCCGGGCCUCAAGGUAUUGAAUAUUGCCCAAGCACACUCGCUUGAUUUUUCUUGCGACCAGAUCCUCACUUUCUCGGCUCUUACGACCCUAGACCUGUCUGACAAUCCUGGACUGGGCAAACGCGGACUGAUUGCAGCCCUCUGUCCGCACAAGUUCCCGGCCCUCCAGGAUCUAGCGCUACGCAACGCCGGAAUACAAACGCCCAACGACGUGUGCUCUGCUCUGGCUACUGCUGGUGUGCAGCCGCACCGCCUAGACCUCAGCCACAACUCAAUGCUCGCUACUGCAAAACCCGCAAAUCCUGGAUGUGUCUGGCCUAGCGCGCUAAACGCCCUAGAUCUGUCAUUUGCUGGGCUGGAGCAAGUGCCUAAGGGACUGCCGGCCAAGCUCAGCAUGCUCAAUCUCAGCUGCAACCGGCUGAAUAGGGAGCCGCGUCCAGACGAGUUGCCCAAGGUGGGUAACCUAUCACUGGACGGAAAUCCCUUCCUAGUCUCGGGAAACUCCAACCCCAGGAGCACUGUCCCCUCUGGCGUGGUCCCAGCCUGUGCGCAUUCACCUUUGGCGGUGGGAAUGUCAGGAACACUGGCUCUGCUCCAAGGGGCUAGGAGCUUUGCCUAAGGCCCCAGACAAAAUAAUCAAUAGGCUUAGAUUGCCCUGACUUAGGGGAGCCCCAUCAGGAGGAUCACUCAGCAUUUCUUGACCAACCAACCCUCUGCCUCACCUUCAUUAAAAUCUUAAAGAAUGGACCAAUGUAAUUCACUCAUCAGACCUUUUACUGGGUGUCUGCUAUGUGCUGGGCUCAGGGCUGAAUGCAGAAUCCAUCAUACCUUUUCUUCAUCCUAACCCCCCUAGAAGCCUGGCCUACCCUCCCAAGAAAAGAACUUCAGGGGCAGAAAGGACAGCAAAAUGUUGCCUGGCUAGGGCAGUGUGGGAGAAAUAGUGAAAGCUUGUGUAGUCAGGACUUUCUGAGCAGAUUACUGGCACUUGGGUUAAUUGAUGUUUGAUGGUAAACAUACCGUGGAAGAUACAGGAUGUUUCCUUUUCCAUGCACUGUCCAAAAAUCAAAGGUGAUAAAAUUCAGAGUCAGCUGGGCAGGGUGGAAAAGGCCUGUAGUCUCAGGAACUCAGGAGGCUGAGGCAAAGAAUCACAAGUUCAAAGCCAGCCUCAGCAAGUUAGCAAGACCCUAAGCAACUUAGUGAGACCCUGUCUCAAAAUAAAAAAUAGAAAGGGCUGGAGAUGUGGCUCAGAAGUUAAGAGCCCCAGUACCAAAACAAACAAACAGUCAUUUGCUUCUCUCGCUUGCUUCCUCACUAAUUCCCCAAUAGAGGGGCAGAAGUGCGUAAGUGCGUUCCUGUCCUAUAUAAACUCUGAAUUUCAUCAUUGCAGGGGUUCUCUCCAUGGUGUAAAACUCCUUUGUCCCCACAGGUAUAGUAGUCUUCACUAUGUCACUCCCCAAGUAAGGGGUAAUAUAUUUUCCUUUUUUAAAAAAUUUGUCCUUCUUAGAUAUACAUGAGUAAGGAGUAAACAGGGAAACAUGGAUACGAGAUACAAUCUAUCUCUGAACCAGAGAUCUGUUCUGUUGGUAUCUAUGUGGAUAACCUGUUUAGGGGUUAGUUAUCAGAUCCUUCACAACUUCCGAAUAAACAGGAUAUACCCUCUAAACCACAUGAACUCAGAGACCUAGAAUGUCAGCCAUCAAAAAGGUCUGUUCCUUUUGAAUUCCUUUCUCAUUACAAGGACGAGGCAGUGACAUCUAUCAAAGAGUUAAUACAUACUGGAGGGAGGGUAAGGUACAGGGAUGGGGAGACAUACAGUCCAGUGCUCCUGCCUGCGUUAGACCAGUGUCCAGAACCUCAUAGAUGAGAAUGGGAAGAUUAGCACUGGUGGGAAAGUUGUAGAGGUCAGAAGAACUAGACUCAAAGGAUAGCAAAAUACAGCAAAAUUUGCUGGAAACCUACUCGAGUGUCCUCAAGGACCAUCUACCUGCCUACUGGAAAAUUUCUAGUAUAAGAGUUAAUCAUCCCAAGACAUUUUUUACAUUUGAAUAGCUCUGAUCAUACUCAAAUAGUUACAGAGCCCCUGUUCCACUUCAGGCCCUAUGUUAAACCUUGGUAUACAGACCAACUAGAAACACAUAUGCCUUCAGGGAAUUUUCUCAACCCAGUAAGGGAGGCAAACACAUAAGUUAGUUGUAAUUCAAGGAGAAGGAGGAAUCAUCUCCAUAAGAAGAGGUGGUUUAGGAAGGAUUUGAGGAAGAUAAAACAUGUAAUAUGUUUUUUUGUUUGUUUGUUUGUUUUUGGUGACAUGACUAUCACUUCCUCAAGAAGAACUUCCAAGGCAAAAAUAGGCAGCUUGUUCUAAGGCUCAGAAAUCUGAAAGCAGAUAAUCAUAACUGGGAAUUGCACCUGCUUAGGUAGGACUGGAGAUCAUUUUGAUGGAAUCUGGAAAUGUUUAUUUAUUCAGUGCCCUUUAUGUGUCAGGCACUAUGCUAAACCCUGGGAAUAUAGUAGGAAUAAAGCAGAUGUUCCUUCUCAUGUGGAGUUCCGAUUCUAGUUGUAUGGUGGGUAUUAUAGACUGAAUGUUUAUGUUCCUGCAAAAUUCAUAUGUUCAAGCCUUAACCCCCAGACUGGCAGUAUUUGGAGAUGGGGCUUCCAAGGAGGUAAUUAGGUUAAUCCUAAAGGUGGACCCUGUUGGCAGAAUAUGCCCUUAUAAGAAGAAACACACAGGGUACACGCUCCCUCUCUCUUUCCCCAUAUAUGCACCAAGAAAAGAUCAUGUGAGGACAUAGUGAGGUGACCAUCUACAAGGCAGGAAGCAAGUCCUCACCAUAAACCAACAAUGUUGGCCCUUGAUUUUGGAUUUCUAGUCUCCUGAACUGAGAAAAUAAAUACCUGUAGUUUAAGUUACCCAGUCUAUGGUAUUUUGUGAUAGCCUGAAUUGUCUACCAGUGGAUUUUCAGGGAAGUCCUUUCUGAUAAGGAAUAUUUAAACAGAAAUCUGGGUGAACUGGAAGUGAAACUUAAGGAUAACAUGGGGAAUAUCAUUCAGGCAGAAAAAAUUCAAAAUGCAAAGAUCCUGAGAUCUUUGGGAUGUUAAAGGAAACAGCAAGAAUACCAGUGUGGCUGCAGUGACAUAAUCAAAGUUGGGGAUGGGUAAGAGAUAAGGUCAGAGAGAUAGCAGGGACCAGGUCAUGUAAGGCCUUGUAAAAGAAUGCUACACAGGGGUUUUGGCUUAGUGAUAGAGCACUUGCCUGGCACAUGUGAGACACUGGGUUUGAUUCUCAGCACCACAUAUAAAUAAAUAAAUAAAGGUCCAAAAAAUAAAAAAGAAUGCUCCUCAAAAUAUGGUCCAAGGCAAGUUGCUAUUACUUUACUCCUCUUGUAUUUCCAGGACUUAGUAUGGGCACUUGAAUGAAUUAAUAUCUACAGCUUCCAUCAAUAUGAUCUUCAGCCCUUGUUAUUACUGCAUUACAAGAAGUACAAAGGCCAAGAAAAAUGUGUGUGUGUGUGUGUGUGUGUGUGUGUGUGUUUUGCUGGGGAUUGAACCCAGAUCCUUGCACACACUAGGCAAACAUCCCACCAUG